Impatiens glandulifera is the source of this 1294-nucleotide messenger RNA. Its product is annotated as serine/threonine-protein kinase ATG1t. Gene Ontology annotation, molecular function: ATP binding; protein serine/threonine kinase activity. Lineage: Eukaryota; Viridiplantae; Streptophyta; Magnoliopsida; Ericales; Balsaminaceae. Gene Ontology annotation, biological process: protein autophosphorylation; peptidyl-serine phosphorylation; autophagy. Bases 25 to 858 code for a protein of 277 amino acids. Gene Ontology annotation, cellular component: cytoplasm; autophagosome. The record is from RefSeq and is a predicted model, not a curated record. The transcript is spliced from 9 exons.
UUAACAUCUGGUAUAGCACUUUCCAUGAUCAUGACAUCUCCAAUCAUGGACGAUCUUAUCGCCGUAGAGGAUUACGUUGCCACGGCGAUAAUCGGAAGAGGGUCCAAUUCCACCGUCUGGAAGGCGAAGCAUCGGACGUCCGGACAGGUUGUGGCGCUCAAGCAGGUCCCUCUCUGCAAACUUACUAGAAACCUCCGUGAUUCCUUAGACUGCGAGGUCACUUUCUUGUCCAGCGUUAACCAUCCCAAUAUCAUCCACCUUCUCGACGUCUUUAAGGCUGAUGGAUGCGUAUUCUUGGUUCUGGAAUUCUGUGCUGGUGGAAACCUAGCUUCAUACAUUAAACUUCAUGGGAGAGUUGAUGAACAAUUAGCUAGGAAUUUCAUGAGACAGCUUGGAGCUGGUUUAAAAGUAUUGAAUACCCAUCACAUUAUUCAUAGAGAUUUGAAACCUGAGAAUAUUCUACUAUUGGGUACUCAAAAUGAUCUGGUGCUAAAAAUAGCUGAUUUUGGUCUCUCGAGAAUUCUGCAUCCAAACAACAAUGCUGACACAGUUUGUGGCUCCCCAUUCUACAUGGCUCCUGAAAUCUUGGGAUUUCAACCAUAUGAUGAGAAGGUUGAUAUGUGGAGUUUGGGCAUUAUUCUUUUUGAAUUGCUUCAUGGUUACCCACCAUACCGUGGUAGGACAAAUGUUCAGCUGCUGCAGAAUAUUAGGUCAUCUACAUGCUUGCCUUUUUCAGAGCUUGUUCUAACACAUUUACAACCUCAUUGUGUUGAUAUCUGUUCAAGGUUACUCUGUGUAAAUCCAGGGAAUCGUUUUUCAUUUGAUGAGUUCUAUCAUCACGAGUUCUUAAGAACGUAGCUUGAAACUGAAAGCUAUUCAUGAAUUUCGUGCAGAUUUUGCCAAAGACUCUAUAUGGAAAAGACUGGAUAUGACUUAUGAGAUUCUUGACCAUCAGACUACCUAAAGAAAGGACAAAUUCAUAUGCGACAAAGAAGAGAUGGAGUUGGAAAACCACAACAUGAACCAGAAUGUCUCACCUGAGGCUUGGACUAAGAAACUUAUCAUAUUGAGGUAUGAGAUUUGAUUCUCAUUGAAAUCAGGAUUGAGGGGAGUAAGCUAACCCCAACAUCCAAGUCUUAAGGGAUAAACAUCAAUAAAUUAAGGUUAUUUGAGAACUAGUAUUUUAUCACAAUCACUUUUGAAAUUGACAGAUUAAAAAGUGAGAGUGAUUUUGUUUUCAUUUGGUAUGAAAUAUGUCAUUGAAGUAGAUACAACUUUUUUUAAGUGAAAGAGG